GCCUGCAUGCGUGUCAACAUAUGACGCCGUCAUACUGAGGUAAAGGUACAUUACCGAGUACUUUGCCAGACUGUGGUGACAUGGCGUGCAUGGUUCAAUUGACACGAAGAUCCGUUGGUGACGGUUGACCCCUUGAUGCAGACAGAAACAUUGGCCCGGAUAUCAGGCUGAAUUUCGGCAGUUAUGGACCUUCUGUCAAAGCCGUCAAGCAACGUCCCUCCAGUCAUGGCAUGCCGCCUUGUACAGACUGCGCUUCCCCGCGUCACGACUCACCAUAUUCUCGAAGAAAUUCCCCCCCUCACUUCAUGGAUUUCUAUACAAGAAGCCUAAUGUGUCCCAUCUGCUGGUUCCCAUAGGUUGUGGUCCUUUAACCUCUUGUGUGAAUUGUCUCCCUCUUACCUACCCGACCUAACAGCCUCAUUAUGCCCUCGCCCAAGACUGUGCGGUGGGGCAUCUUAGCCACGGGAGGAAUCGCCAGAACAUUUACAAAAGACCUUCUAACACCCCCCGACACUCGGAAUGUGACUGACAUCUUACACACCGUUGUCGCCGUGGCAUCUUCCUCCUCCUUGUCUUCAGCCCAAAGCUUCAUCGCAGAUGUGGUCACUCCCUCCCAGUCCUCCCACCCAACACCUUAUGCCUCAUAUGAGGAACUCGUCAAGGACCCCAAUAUUGACAUUGUCUACAUAGCCACACCCCAUUCGCAUCAUUACCAAAAUGCGAUGCUAUGCCUGGAGCACGAUAAACCUGUCUUGUGCGAAAAGGCCCUGACAGUCAAUGCUUCCCAGGCCAAGAUCUUGUACGAAACGGCUAAGCAAAGGAAGUUGUUCUUCAUGGAAGCUGUCUGGACACGAUAUUUCCCCCUCAGCAUCGCAGUGAGAAAACACAUCACUGGAGGUGACAUCGGAGAGGUCUUGCGUGUGACGGCCGAUAUGAGCAUCGGCGCAGACAAGGAUUUUAGCCUGAGUUCCAGGAUGAUCAACCUGGAUUUGGCUGGGGGUGCAUUGCUCGAUUUGGGUAUUUACUCACUCACCUGGGUUUUUCAGGCCCUGUAUCACACCCUUCCCGAAGAGUUCAAGGCCCGCGCCCGCCCCACCGUCGUUGGCACCGCCAUGACCCCCGAACCCCGGACUGGCGCCGAUGAAUCCACCUUGAUACUACUCGAAUUCCCCUACUCGACACCCACAGGGAAAAGAAAGGCCCACGCUGUUGCCACCACCGCUCUCCGUAUCAGCGAUGACCCCGGACGCCCAUUUGUGGAGGAACAAGGCGACAUUGAAGUCCCUGCUGUGCGGAUCCAGGGCGAACAGGGCGAACUUCAGGUCUUUGGGCCGAUCUAUCGCCCGACGCGGUAUCGCCUGAUCAAAAAGGGCCCCGCAUCAGACGUUCUCGACAGAAGAUUUGAAUUUGAAGGUGGUGCCCAUGGCAUGAUGUAUGAAGCGGAUGCCGCAGCCCGCAGCUUACUGUCGGGAGCCCUUGAAUCCGAGACCAUGCCGUGGGCUGAAAGCAUCCUGAUCAUGGAGAUCAUGGAUGAAGCGAGAAGACAAGGGGGCCUGGUUUAUCCCCCGAGCAUUGAGAGUACUGAAUAUCCGGUCAAGUUGACCGAGAAGCAGUAGCUGUGGCUCGCAAACCCAGCGAAAGCCCGAGAAGGUCUAUUAAGCAGGAACAAGGCAUCGACGCAUCGCCUGGAGACAAGGUCCUGGUGCAAAUGUCAUAAUCCCACGACAGACGACAGAGUGGUUCUAUCUCAACCUGCUUGGUAUAAUCAACAUGUGGGACACACUAUGCAUACGAGAUUAUAGCGCCAUUGACGCUGUUGUCGCUGUUGUCGCUAUUGACCAAAGAAAUCCUGUCUGCACUCAGUCCCGUCUCCAACUGCCGCCACCAAAUCCUCUUCUCUCCUGCCCAUCUCUGCUCAGGCCUUGUUCUCUAACCACUUUGCGCUCUCUCCUGUCGGUGCCGUCGCCAGUUGGGGUAUCCCUCCUCUCGCGAUCGCGGGCUUUGUUGACGCGGAUUCCGCCAGGUCCCCAGCUGCCCUCUUGACCGUCCAGCCCCGCGAUCACCACAUCAACGUCCUCGGCCCUCUCUAGAUCGACAAAUGUGUAGUAAUGGUUGCCGGGCUCCACAAUUUUGGAAGGAUGGGGAGAGAGAAGCUUGGACACUGCUUGCGGCACAAUCUUGUCGUUUGGCAAGUAGGUGGCGAACAGUGUCUGGAUCUCUGAGUCGAGUGCCGACUGCGGUUCGAUCCGAGGAAGGUUGCCAAUGUACAGCCGCCGCCCUUCAGUUUGGGGUGUUGUCCAGUGUGAUUGUGCGUCAUUGCGAUUCCAGCGAUCAAAGGAUGGCUUGUAGUCUUGGUCUAGAUAGUGCAUGUGGGAUUAGAGGAGUUCAUUCGUUACACUCAGUCGUUGAGCGUAUCAAUUCGUGCAACGCGGCCAACAGCCAAGGAAUUGGAAGACCGAGAUCAGAACAUAAAGGACGCCAAACUUACUUCGCUCACCCCUCUCUUCCCUCCCAAAGCCUCGUGGAUCAUAGGUCUUGAUGCGACUUUCCUUAGCCCCAUCACCAUCCUGGC
Messenger RNA from Exophiala mesophila, 2572 nucleotides. RefSeq lists its product as uncharacterized. Gene Ontology annotation, molecular function: nucleotide binding. The transcript is spliced from 3 exons. The record is from RefSeq and is a predicted model, not a curated record. Bases 423 to 1616 code for a protein of 397 amino acids. Lineage: Eukaryota; Fungi; Ascomycota; Eurotiomycetes; Chaetothyriales; Herpotrichiellaceae.